Molecule: messenger RNA, 1726 nt
Organism: Lecanosticta acicola
Lineage: Eukaryota; Fungi; Ascomycota; Dothideomycetes; Mycosphaerellales; Mycosphaerellaceae
Source: the annotation of a GenBank genome assembly
AUGAGUUCGCCCUUCCGCCGUACCGACCACGCGAGGCAGAGUCCAUCGCGACAGCAUGUGAAUGGUACGCGCCACAGUCAUCGACAGAGCCAGAACGGUGCUGAAUCGGCGCAAUUUCUGGAAGAUUUGAAGCGCCUUCUCAUCAAUGAUCAGCGCGAAUUGCACAAGCAGCUGGACGAGCGCGCCCUAGAACAGCAAAAGCUACAAGUCAAAGCCCUCGAGGAUUCGUUGGCCAAGCACAACGCGAGCAGAAAGGAAGCUGAGGAUGUGUUGGAGCAAUACUACCUCGAUCAGGAGCGAGCCCGGAUAAGACGCGCACAGGAAGAAGCGGAGAAGAAGGAGGAGGCUCGUAGGAAGCUGGAAGAAGAGCGGCGCAAGCAGGAAGAGCAGAAGCGUCAAAUCGCCGCCCAGCGCGAGCGAGAAGAGGCACAACGUGCGGCCGAGCAACAGAAGCGGGAAGAGGCUGAGAAAGCACUCCAGAAAGCUGCAAAGGAGAAAGAGGAGACGGAUCGCAAAGCCCGUGAGCAAGCUGCCGCUCAAGAGGCGGCUGCAAAGGAGGCAGAGAAACGGAGACAGGCGCUGGCACAGGCUUCUCAGCAGCAACAACCUCCACCGCCGUCAUCAGCAACCGCGCAAGCAGACGGAGUUCCGGUCGCUUCCUCUUCAACUCCGGCACAGCCUACCGCAGUCAGUGCGUCAUCCAGUGGUCUGUCUGAUGGAAUCGUCACAAGCGCAGACGAGCGGAAAAAGGUCCAUUCAGCGUACCUUGACAUUCACAACCGUCUCAAGGAGCUGCGAGCUCAGGCCGACGGUGGUGGGAAGAACCCAAAUGCGUGGAAAUUGCGAGAUCCGAACUUGAGAAAUCUCUCUGAAUGGCGACAUGAGCUUCGCACACGGGUGAACCAGAUCAGCAGGACCGACAAAGAAGGGAAUAAGGCCACCGUAGGUUAUGCACUUGGCACGCUGAGUAUAGUCAGCUAAUUUGUAUCGUUCACAGAUCCAGAGAGUACAACAAACGCUUGAUCGAGGAGCCUCGCUCUCGGCAGCAUAUACUGCGGACGUAUCGGGCUUCUUUUACAAGAACCCCAAGGGCCCGGGAGAGCCAAUCCAAGGCAACCUCGUCUUAUUGUUCUUGCUGAACCAUUUCGUGAAGCUCUUCUUCGGAAUUAUCGAGCGCGAGGUUCUUCCACUGCCACCACACGAGCGAAGUCAUGCUGCCGAUCAUGUCGGGAACAUGGCCGUCCAGGUUUUCGCAACGCCAAAAUAUUGGGCUGAGGGUAACUACACAUUCAUCGACAUCUUGUGGGCCAAAUUUCACAAGAAGCUACCGCUUCUCUUUGGCGUCCGCGGCGGACAGCAGGAUGAGCUCAUUAUCCCCUGGGCUUCCUGCUUCGCCUCGAUCACUCUGCGCGACUUUCGGAACAGCAGAGCCUUACCCAAGAACCCAGCUCCAGCACGCUUGUAUUGGGAAGCACUGGCGCGCAUUCUCAAUACACCAACCGAGCGACAGACCCUGAUCCACUAUCAGAUCAUUCAAGGUCUUCUUCACCAGACCGCGAUCCCCCGUUUUAUCGCUUUCUACGGCCAAAUCGGCAUCUUGACACUGAAGCACGCCUUGUUUGAGUUUCCCAAGACCGCGCCAGCAAACAAGGGCGCGCAGAGAGAAGCCAACGCCAUCCGCAACUUGGCUGUUGUGUUCGACAACGACCUGCAUCUGAAGCUGUAG